AGGGAGCAGUGGCGAGGUGGUGAUAACAUCUGUGGAGACAAACAUGAAGUGCGCCGUCCUGUUCGGCCUCCUGGCGGUGGCCGCCGCCGCGCCGAUGGCCGAAGAGUCCGGCGCCUCCGUCUCCGAGAAGGAGUAUCCAGCUGCCGUCAAGAAGGCCCUCGAUGAGGCCCUGGAGGAGAGGCCCAAGAAGGCCCGCCAGCUGUUCCAUGAGGAUUUGGUACCGAGGAGGUCGCGGACGCUGCGCCGGCGGCUGAGGAAGCUGGAAAAGGACAGCGAGGAGGAGGGGGACAAGAAAGUAUCGGAGUCGUCUCCGGAGCUGGGUCAGGCGGAGGGCUGGUCACCGAUGGAGGUCAGCCCCAGGUCACACGCCCGCAGUCUGGACCUCGCCGACUCCGCCGAGCUGACCUCCGACGACUCCGUGUCCUCCGAGGGCUCCGGUUCCUCCGAGGACGCCGAGGACAGUGCCGCCUCCGCCGAGGACGGUAAGACCUCCAACUCGUACCUCUCGCCCCUGUACGCUCCGGCUCCGGGCGGCUACGGCUCCGGCUCCGGCUCCGGCUACGGCUACGGGUACGGUCCGUCCAUCUACAUCUUGCCGAUCGUGCUGCCGCCGCCGGGAGGUCACGGCGGUCACCCGGUGGGCCGGCACGUGGUGACCGAGACGGGACACCACGAGAGCCACCACUUCAGCGGCGGCCACGGCGCCGACUACCGGCCGAUCUACGCCGGGGCGCACGGAGUUCCCCCGAUCUACAUCCCGAAGGGGUACGGAGUCCACAGUGACGUCCACCACGGCGUCCACCACGGUGGAUACGGGGGACACACCUCUGUCCACCGCGAGGACAAGACCAUCAUCAGGGAUAUCGACCCGCCAGUCUUCAAGGCCUAAGCGGACACCCGAGUCUUCGUGACCCGCCAGUCUUCAAGGCCUGAGUGGAACGCGGAGUAUACGCCAUCCGUCAGUCUCCAAGGCCUGAGCGGACACCCGAGUCUUCCUGACCCGCCAGUCUUCAAGGCCUGAGCGGACACCCGAGUCUUCGUGACCCGCCAGGCUUCAAGGCCUGAGUGGGACGUGGAGCAUACGCCACCCGCCAGUCUUCCAGGCCUGAGUGGACACCCGAGUCUUCGUGACCCGCCAGUCUUCAAGGCCUGAGUGGGACGUGGAGUAUACGCCACCCGCCAGUCUUCAAGGCCUGAGUGGACACCCGAGUCUUCGUGACCCGCCAGUCUUCAAGGCCUGAGUGGGACGCGAGCGAAUUAAUUCAAUACUCGUCGGACUCGGUUUGAAUUGAAUUUGAGACCGAGCUCGGUUGUUUUUGUCUUUCAUUGAAUGUGUAGAGGGUUUUAGGGGAAAUGUGUGGUAAUGUUUUAGCGUAAAGUGUAGAUAAAUGUUGAACUUAAGACUUUUGUCUCGGUAAGUUUUUCGUUAGCUCAAAUACUGUACGUUGUGUUGUUAAGAAGCAGUGAUCUACACGAAAUUAUGUUUAGUAUAAUUGCAGACGAAUGAAAAGUACUCAAUGUUGCUUGGUCGUUAGUUAUUAAUUACCUGGGACGAUGUAUUCGUUUAAUUUGCUCAGUCUUUCGUGGGAAGCGUCAAUAAACUAAACGUUUUUAA
Molecule: messenger RNA, 1615 nt
Organism: Amphibalanus amphitrite
Lineage: Eukaryota; Metazoa; Arthropoda; Thecostraca; Balanomorpha; Balanidae
Exons: 4
Coding region: 44-889 (281 amino acids)
Source: RefSeq, a predicted model, not a curated record